AUGGGCCAGUCAUUGAUACGAAGUGAGGAUGGCAAUUGCUAUCGAUUUAACACAAUUGAGGAUGCCGCGGAGUUUCUUUUCCGUCACCAGCCACUAUUUCGAUGCCCGGCUCUAACUCUGAAAAAUCAACCAUGUUCGAGGAAACUCGGCAAGCAGAAACGACAAACCAUUAUGUCAUUUCUACAGCCUAUGACUGAUAUAUCAGUACCCUCACCAGAGUUAAGCAAACUCCUUGUCGACUGCGUUGGCACGGCUCUAUGUGGCCAGAGUAAACACGUGGGGGACGCGAGACGGAAAGAUGUAUUGCGUGGUUGGUGCGAAAGACUACGAAAUGAGUACAAGAUUGUUAUAGGAACGGCCGGGCGUAUCGUUUGUCAAGCUGAAUCGGACCAACAUGGCGAUGCGAGAUGCUGGAUAUCCAUUGCUAUGGGGUCAAUACCCCGAGCGGUGACCCACAUCGAUAUGCCUAGCAUAAAUGAGCCGUCUGAAUUUGGAGAAGAGAGCGAUUCGAAUACCAUACUUGCCAAAACUUACACUGCGAAAAAAACCAGGACGAAAGUGUCAGGCAGCCCGACGGAAGACUUGAGGUCAAAGGCGGCGUCAUACUCCUUGAAUUUAUCACGCGUUGAAUCUAAGCACCGAAAUGUUUCCACUCCGCUCGAAACCAUCUUUCCGCGGUACGAUGGGCCUUCACAUGCUUCUGGGAGGGACGAAGAUGAUAUAAGACGGAUUCAAGACUCAUGUAUACACUCAGAGGGGCCAGUCCAGACGCCUGUAAAGCGCCAGCAUCGCCCGCAACUGCAUAGGAGCGAGCUUCAAAUAGUUCCUUCCCCCAUUGCAACCAACUCCGGAAAGACUUAUGCCAUUAAUGAUUCGCCCAUAUCUCCUGGAAACGAGGUAUUGGGAUAUAGUCCUGGUUCUGAAUCGUCUCCAGUUUCAGCACACUCGAUUGAAGACUCCAGUUUCGACAACACUCCUUCAGAUUCAUAUUCGUAUGCCACACCUCCUACAAGUCCCUUACCAACUCAGCAACUUUCCGGGUUGUUGAUGGGCCACCAAGGAAUUGACGCAACAUCACCAUUGCAAAAGUUCUCUCGGCAUAAGUCAUACACAGAAAAUGAUGAUGAGAAAGAAAGUAGCUCCGAGAUGCUCGAAAACGAUGAAGUGUUGGACAUAUCCGCCCGUACAGUAAUAAGGAAGCUUUUCCAAGAAAGGGAUCUGGAGAAGUGUGGCGCUCCUGCCGGAGGCGAACGUGGGUUUGCAUCGGUAAAAAAGGAGAAGGAUGAAGAAGACGACGAAUUUUGUCCAGCUCCGGCAGCCAAUCAGAGCCCACCAGCUCAGGUUCCGCUCAUACCUCGUCAUAAUCUUAAAUCUUGCAAAGAAUAUACAAAACCACUGCACAAGUUAUGCGAAAGUAUGCGCAAAACUAUCGAUAAUACUUCGACGGCAACUCCUGGUUUCAUAUACUGCUAUGAACUUUCGACUCUGCCGGGGCACAUCAAGAUUGGACAUGUCAGAAUGGACGAACAGAAAUUUAAGGCACAACUGUUCUCUGCAGUUUCCAAAUCACCUGUGCGCGCAUGUAAAGGUGACGAACCGAUUGUCAUGCCUACAAAAGUUGAGCACCGUUUGCGCAAGUGGGCCAAGAAGUGCGGAUACACACCACGUCUUGUCUACUGGGCGCCCGUGGUGCAAGCUGCGUGGAGGGUGGAGACAUUCAUACAUCAGCAAUUGAGGGCACACCAGAAGACCGAAUCGAAUUGUCCAGGUUGCCAAAAGGGUCAUAGAGAGUUGUUCCAAAUCGAUAGAAAGGCAGCACAGAAUGCAGUGGAUCUUUGGUGCUACUUUGCUCAGACGAGACCUUAUCAGGAGGACGGGAGUCUGAGUAAUGCGUGGAGACUUCGCACUUCCGACUGGAUGAAUCAGAAGUUGGUAGAACCUGCAGGAGGCCUUCCAGAGUUCUUGGUUCAAGUACGUGAGUGGAUCGGGGAGGAUGAGCAGAUCGUUGCAUCUGGAGGAAGUGGUGAGGACUUUUUUGGUCGCAUUGUUGACGGUUAG
Messenger RNA from Truncatella angustata, 2058 nucleotides. RefSeq lists its product as uncharacterized. The record is from RefSeq and is a predicted model, not a curated record. The transcript has a single exon. Lineage: Eukaryota; Fungi; Ascomycota; Sordariomycetes; Amphisphaeriales; Sporocadaceae. The coding region runs from base 1 to 2058 and encodes 685 amino acids.